Messenger RNA from Fusarium oxysporum Fo47, 1144 nucleotides. RefSeq lists its product as uncharacterized. Lineage: Eukaryota; Fungi; Ascomycota; Sordariomycetes; Hypocreales; Nectriaceae. The record is from RefSeq and is a predicted model, not a curated record. The coding region runs from base 110 to 1009 and encodes 299 amino acids. The transcript is spliced from 3 exons.
CUCUCCUUGACCAAUUCUUUUAUCUCUCGCCAUUUCUUGACCUGAAGAUCUCCUCUCUAUCCCUUUAUCCUCCAGAUAAACGCCGAAAUCAUCGUAAACGCCGAUCGCCAUGCCGAGCGCACGAACGAACUUGGGUCCUCUCACGACAGAAUGGAAGUACCCUGAUCGAUGUACUGUGCCAGUCACCGAUUGCUCGACAUGCACGAAUGCUUGGCAAGGUCAGACGUGCGGGAAUAACAAGGACAACACGCAAGGCGUGCUGGACGACACAGACUGUUGGCCACCGCGAAAAUCAUCGAUCGCCGCUGGAAAUGCUGUGAAUGGCUGGGGCUUCUACUCUCCCGCAUUCGAGUGCCCUCAAGGCUACGAAACAGCAUGUACCGCGACGGGUCCUGAGACUGGAAACUUUAACUUUCAGUUCUCGAUACAGGAUGGCGAAAGGGUGAUAGGAUGCUGUCCAUCUGGCUAUACAUGCGCGCAACCAGGAGGCCCACAAACAUGCACAACCAUCGCGUCCAGAGGGUCGUUACAAGUCGCAUCAUGCUCAAAGCAAAAGACUGUUCUCAACUGGCUCACCCUUCCAGCGACAGUGACAGAUGAAACCAGCACAGUGUCUUUAGAUGGGAUAACCAUCUUCGCACCAAUGAUCCAGCUCAACUAUCGCGAAAAAGAUCUAUCCUUGUCAUCUGGGUCAACAAGAUCCACAACAACAGUGUCUGUACCAGCGGAGACUGGUACAAAUGAAUCAUUCUCAGACGGAUCUUCCAGCGGAGGACUAUCGACGGGUGCCAAAGCUGGCAUUGGAGCUGGGGUUGGAGUAGUCGGGCUUGCGAUUAUCGGAGCGGCGUUUUAUCUUUGGAGAAGAAGAAAGAGGCCUACACCGCCGACUGCUGAGUUGGAGACGAAGGAGGAUACAAAGAAUGCAGGAUCAGUCUUGACUUAUGGUUCGCCGCCGCCACAGUAUCCUCCCGUUGAACUUGAUGCGACGAAUUCGAGACAUGAGAUGUGAAUGAUGGGUAUUCGCACAUGAGGCAGAGGGUGACUAAGAUGGGUGUACUUUGGAAAGACAAGGCGAAGAGAGCGGGUAAUUCAUUUAACAUUCUCAUAGACAGGCUAUCAUUUUAAUAUUGAAGACGAGCUCACC